Messenger RNA from Loxodonta africana (African savanna elephant), 4062 nucleotides. RefSeq names its product stomatin like 1 (gene STOML1). The coding region runs from base 597 to 1607 and encodes 336 amino acids. The transcript has 7 exons. The record is from RefSeq and is a predicted model, not a curated record. Gene Ontology annotation, cellular component: plasma membrane. Lineage: Eukaryota; Metazoa; Chordata; Mammalia; Proboscidea; Elephantidae.
GAAAAGAACAUCUUAGCCCCUGUUCAUCUCUCCGGUAAUGCUUUAUCCCUUUAAGCUAAGACAUUAUCUUCAAAAGGACUCCUGGUGGGAGAGAAGGGGUGUGUUAAGCCAGCUACAUUCAGUUCAACUCACCUGGGUUCCAGGUAUAAGUAGGCAACAUAAAUCAGACAAGGAGACUGACCCCCGCUCAGUCCAAGGAGAGCAUCACGUGGAUUGGAUAGUCAGAUUCAAUGGCUGGUGCCUAGCAGAGCAUAGGGCCUUGUGGGAGCGGGACUCAGAACAGGUUAGUUUUGAAGUGUGGGAGGUGAACACUCCCUAACUAGUACCUGCCCAAAGAAGGAACGAGCUUUUGAAGGGGAGGUGGGCAAAAGAUACACUUGACCAACUUCCUGCUGUCCUGCCAGAACCAAUUGGCAUUCCUUGACUGCCUCUGCUCUCCCUCCAGAUGUGCCCCAGAGCUGGCCCUCCUGCCUCUGCCACGGUCUCAUCAGCUUCCUGGGGUUCUUGCUGCUGCUGCUUACCUUCCCCAUUUCUGGAUGGUUUGCCCUGAAGUGUAUUAUUCCACCUCUGUGAAAUGAGCUGGGCAAGGAUUGUUCAUGCCCAUCUUCCAGAUGAGAAAGCAGAGGCUCAGACUUGUCCAAAGUCGCCCAAUUGUGCCCACCUAUGAGCGGAUGAUCGUGUUCCGGCUGGGCCGGAUCCGCACCCCCCAGGGGCCUGGCAUGGUCCUGCUCCUGCCCUUCAUUGACUCCUUUCAGAGAGUGGAUCUGAGGACGAGAGCCUUCAACGUCCCUCCCUGCAAGCUGGCGUCUAAGGACGGGGCUGUGCUGUCUGUAGGGGCUGAUGUCCAGUUCCGCAUCUGGGACCCAAUGCUGUCGGUGAUGACUGUGAAGGACCUGAACACAGCCGCGCGCAUGACAGCCCAGAACGCCAUGACCAAGGCCCUGCUCAAGAGGCCAUUGCGGGAGAUCCAGCUGGAGAAGCUCAAGAUCAGCGACCAGCUCCUGCUGGAGAUCAACGACGUGACCAGGGCCUGGGGGCUGGAGGUGGACCGCGUGGAGCUGGCAGUCGAGGCUGUGCUCCAGCCGCCCCAGGACAGCCCGGCCGGGUCCAGCCUGGACAGCACCCUCCAGCAGCUGGCCCUUCACUUCCUGGGAGGAGGCAUGUCCUCAGUGGCAGGAGGUGCCCUGCCCCCGGGGCCAGCAGACACCUUGGAGAUGGUGAGUGAAGUUGAGCUGCCUGCCCCCAAUGUCAGCGCUGGGCCCAGCCUGAAGCAGCCUGUGGCUGAGGAGCUGCUGACUGCUCUGCAGCCCUUCCUGUCUGAGGCCUUGGUCAGCCAGGUCGGAGCCUGCUACCAGUUCAAUGUCAUCAUGCCCAGUGGCACCCAGAACAUUUACUUCCUGGACCUCACCACAGGGCGAGGGAGAGUGGGACGUGGGGUGCCUGAUGGCAUCCCUGACGUGCUGGUGGAGAUGACCGAGGCGGACCUGCGGGCCCUGCUUUGUAGGGAGCUACGGCCCCUGGGGGCCUACAUGAGCGGGCGGCUGAAGGUGAAGGGUGACCUGGCCGUGGCCAUGAAGCUGGAGGCUGUCCUCAGGGCCCUGAAGUAGCAGCAGCCUCAGCUGACCACCUGUAGCCCAGCCUCGAGCUUGGUGCCAAGCCAGGAAGGCCUCUUGGAGGAGGAGGCAGCACUGUUGAUGCACCUUGGAGAAUUGAGGCUCUCUGGCAUUUCAGGCCCAGCUGGGGCCAAUGGACAGAGGCUGGCAGACAGCGGAGGCCGAGAGAGGCCAAACCAGGCUGUCUUGCCCUUCUCGCCUGCAACACUGGUUCCCUGGACAAGCCUUUGCCCAUCCCCUGAGCUGGGUACAUAGUGUGGAUGGGCCUGCCCUGCUCUGCUGCCUACCUGGCUGGGAAGCCAGGACCACAGAAACAGCCUGGCAGCAGCUGCUUUAGCCUUGAGCGAGGGGCCAGACUGUGUGGCUCAGGCUCGGAAUGCUGGGGGAGCUCAGAAGGAGGGGUGCAGAAAGGGUUGGGGGAGGGAGAAGCCAGGCAGCCACCGAGAAGCACUCACUACAGCGGAGGCACCUGGGGAUCCGGGCUGGGCCCGCCUUCCUGGGUGCAGCCCAGGCCCAGGCUAGUUGGAGGGUGGGGAUGGGAGAGAGCAGGGCCUGCUCCUCCCCUGGCCCUGCUCCUGAGGAUAACCUGAUUCAUGUACCGGCCGUCUUGCAUGCGUGAUGGGCCGGGACCCAGGGCAGCAUGAAGGGAAGCCCUGCUGUUCCCGUGCUUCUAGCCAGAGGCCUGAAAACCUCCAAAAGAAAUAAAUGUGUUUACAAUCAGAAAACCUCCAAAAGAAAUAAAUGUGUUUACAAUCAGAAGAGAGAAGGAGUGGAGACUGGAUGUAGUGGGAGUAGCCUAGGAGGGUCCAUGAGGCAAUGCCCCUACUGCUGGGCCAGGGCCACGGGGGUCCAGAUACCCCUGCUGUGCCCUUCUUUGCUGAGUGACUCCAAGUGUUGACUCCUCCCACAGGCAGGAGGGUGGGACAGGGGGUCACUCUGUUAUCCCUCUUUAUGGUGGAGGUACAGGUUUACUAGGAGAGAGGGGCAUGGGCAGGUCAAAACUGGGCCCCCAAACACCUGGACCUAAUGAGGGGUAGGGCGGGGGGCUCAUCACCUUAAGGAGAGGGGCUGGGCUGCAAUCAUCCUCUCCUGGGCCACCCAGGGUCACUGCUUGUUUCUCCACUGGCUGAAGGGGUGCACACAGAUAGACGUUGAGGCCUGGCCCCAGGGGCCCAGUGGGUUUCUCUUCAGUGCCCCAGCCCCAGAGGCCCCAGAGAUGGGCCUCCGACUUCUCUAGUCCUGAGAAAUGAAGCUUACUUCCUGGAGAGUGUUACGGAAAAAAACAGACAAAAAUCAGAGCUAAAUGAGUGUCUCCUUUGAGGAACAAGCUCAGCUUGUCCUCUGGAAUCAGGCCUGGCCCUCCCAGGGCGUGCUCCCUCUUUGUCCAGGUCAGGCUGGUCCAGCUUGCCCCUCUGCUCCAGCCAUUGCCUGGCACUGCGUUUUCCCUCCUCCUGUGUGUCUCCACAGUGCCUGAGGCACCUCCCUAAGGCCCAGCGCAGACCUCACAGCCAUGGGGAUUCAGGCUUUAGCUCUAGGGCGCCCUCUCCCCAAGCCUGGAACAUCUACAGGUGUUUCCGGGCCCUGAAACUUUCCAGCUGGGGUUGUCUGUGCCCUCUAACCCUUACUGGCCCCUUUCAGCUGGGACUAAGUCUUCCCUCCAAUCCCCAGCAGCCACACUCCCAUGCCCCUUGAGGUCCCGUGGGGAUGGCAGUGCUUGGUCCCUAGGUGUUCCUAAUGUUUGUGCCUGCCUUCCCUGAGGGACCAUGAACCGCGUGAGUGAGCGAUUCAUGUAUUCCGUCAUCCCUAUUGCACACAGCAGGCACAGCGUUAACAGGAAGCCCCGCAGAUCCUCACCAUGACAGCCGUGCCUUUGCCGUGCCUUUGCCAGAAGAUAGCACUUACCCCUCCAGGCUGAGCCAGGGGAGACAGGAAUGAUGAGAUCAAAACCUAGGGGAAACUGAAACUGCUGAGUUUCUCUGUGGGUUUGAGAAGAGCAACGUAACAUUUACGGGAAACUGAAACUUUUCUGGAUAUUUGUGUGGGUGGUGGCACAGCGGUUAAGCGUUUGGCUGCUACACAAAAAAAAGGUCAACAGUUUGAAUCUGCUAGCUGCUCCUUGCAAUCCCUAUGGGGCAGUUCUGCUCUGUCCUACAGGGGAUCGACUCGAAGGCAAUGGGUUUAGUUUUGGUUUGGUGUGGGUGGAGGACAGGACCUACCCAACCAACAUGGGGUGAGGAGGGUGUGGGAGAGAGUUCAUUUCUUGGCCAGGGCAACACUACAGGGGAAAGGAGUGCAUAGGCUCAAGGACCCUGGGCUAUGGAGGAUUAAGCAAACCUUGGAGUCCACAAAGGGUGAGGACUGCCAUGGAGGAAGGGAGCAUGAGGGUUAUGUCAAUCACAGGAGUCUUCCUGGAGGAGGUGAUGCCUGAGACUUGAGGCUAAGUGGGCCA